Messenger RNA from Amoebophrya sp. A25, 3793 nucleotides. The record is from the annotation of a GenBank genome assembly. NCBI's taxonomy places the organism in Eukaryota, Dinophyceae, Syndiniales, Amoebophryaceae.
AUGUCAGCCUCCUCUAGCGACGUGAUCGAGCGUUUCCAUCAGAAACGUCAGAUCUUCAAGAAACUGCGGGAAUUCCGUACCUCCCUCCAUUCUGCGGGUCUGUUGUCCACGAAUAGAGGGGCAAAAUGCACAGUCUUGGAAGUCGAAAGCAUGUGGAUAUCUUUGUUUGGUACAACUUCAGAAGUUGAAUGUUUGCGAAUGUGCUUACGUCGAGUAUGUACUAACUGCAUACUCAUUCUAUCUUGCAGCUUCCCCCUCGUUAUACGAGACGUAGUCUACCGAAAGGGCGGCACUCCCAGAGAAUCUUCCUGGUCGUCCUGCCUGUAGUACAUGAUUCAUCUCAAUUAUCUAAUAUUCCCAAUCAUUCUCCUGGUCGUCCUGCCACUACUUACAUGAUUCAUCUCAAAUAAAAAUAUUCCCAACGACCCCGACCAUUUUCAACAUGACACUGUCACCAUAAUUCCCGUUCACAGGCACAACCGCACUGUCCACCGAUUUUGUGCAGUUUAUCCACGCAAUUGACACCUCCAGAGGUUGGCCGAAAGGCGCUAGCUUGAAAGACAAAGCUUUGAUCUUCAAACUGAUAUUAAGGCUGUACCUAAUACAUCUUUGGGCGCAUGAUCCUUGAAAAUGAAACGUAUGGAGGAGUAUCCUCCUAAGGGCGUAAUACUCUCCCGUAGUACCUUUCAAGGAUGCACUUGAAAGAUGAAUUUCGGACAGCUCUAAUGAUAGCUGCAAGAAAUGGAGAGUGCUCGUUUCACACACUGCUGGAAUCUCCGCUCUGUUUUGUGCCUUACGUGCCGAACACUUUGGUACCGAAGACUGCUCUGGUAGAGACGACGGAUCUGAAUGCUGUGAUGGCGGAUUUGAGCAGGAGCGUUGUUUAUCGUACUGGCUUUUUCAAGAUGCUUUGGUUUUGCUUGUGGUUGUAACUACGCAUGAUCUUCAUGCUGAUCACAAACUUUUGGCUGAUGUUUCUCGUCCCAUCUGAAAUUUAUAGCUCUUUUUUCUCUCGUUCAGUAGGAGGAAUCAAUUGGAAUCCCAGCAUGAAAAAUCAAACCCUUCUCUUACUCUUCUCCAGGUAAAGUCGACCUUCUCCGCUUAGAUAUGUUUUCAAGUGGCUACGUCAGUGCAGAAGAGAUACAAAUACUGACGCCCAGGCUCUAUCCUCUUCACACGAUAAAAGCUGCAUUGCUAGAAAUUUUGACGCGGUUUUGUGAGAAGCAGAAUUUCGUCUUAUCGCAAACGACUUUGGAUUUGAGCUUCCAUCAGAAAGGAGUGGGAUUGUACUUCUUCAUUUUGUAGUUGGGUGACCCUUAGAGUUAGUAGUAUUAGUUACUUCAUUUUGUAGUUGGGUGAGCCUUACUAGUAUUCAGUAGUUACUCUAGAGAUAGAAGAAGUAUUAGUUUCUCAAUUGUAGUACCUAGUGACCCUUACUAGUAUUCAGUAGUUACUACAUUGUGACGUACAGAACCCGCGCUCUACCUGCUGAAGGACCGUGGUUUCUGCGGUUUGUGAUAAAAGCUUGUGAGAUGUGGGACCGACGCGAAGUGUAUAGGAUGUACCUGAAGGAUCCUGCCUUCCAAGAAGUCUACAAGCAGGUCACGCCGGGAGUGGGUUUAUGUCGGAAUCAAUUAUUAUACUACUUGCCAGAGUUAUAUUUAUAACAUGGAAUCAAUUAGGGUAAGCUUGUAGUUGUAUUUGAUAGAAAGAAGAACUUAAUAUGGGGAAAGAAGAGACGAGAACUAGAAGAAAGGAAAAGGAACUGACCUCUGCUGCGAUAGUACUACUUGUGCUAGAAAAAGGGACCACAUGUAAAGAUUCUUAAUAUGAAGUCGGAGUGGACCACUACGAACUAGGUUGUAAAAGACAAAUAGCAGCUAGAAGUACAAGUUAGUGUAUCCCUUCAGAAGUUGUAAGGACUUCUUGUUCUCCUACAACAUCUUCUGAGCAUUUAUUUGGUGUAGUUACCUUAGAAGGUGUAAUCAACUACAACUGCGUGUCUCUGUCUUCUCCAUCUUCUUUCUCUAACAAGGGGAGCACCGCAGCCACAAGUAACUCUUGGUUUUCCUCCUGAAACCUCAAGCAGUUCUGGGGGUCCAAAGUCUUCCACUGAGCCUAGUCCAGCUACCACUAGCGGAGGCUUUUCGUCCCAAGACAUUAGGGACAUGGAUACACUGUUAGGAGGAAUACACAGUGGUGGGCAAGGAGAAGGAGCAAGCAACAUGCUCUUUUUUGGAGAGCAGGAGAGCAUUGCUGGAGGUGGCAUUGCUGGAGGUGGAGUGCUAGAAGACCAUGACCUAUUGCGCUACGUUGGCAUAGAAAAAUUUCUAGAUGGCGGAGAUGACGACUGCAUAGACGUUGAAACGGAACUAGAAGAACAAGACGCAGUAUCUUCUCAUCAUGGAUCCUCACUCGACACAUCGUUUGCAGGUAAGCCUACUCGUGCAAGUAAUCGCGGACCUGUUGGACUUGGAGGAAACACCGGAAAUACUGCUAGCAAGAGGAGUAGUACUAGCAGCAGUACAUCAGCUCCAGGUGGAUACCGAUAUCCCCCUACGAUGCCAUGGGGAUCGAGCAGACAUGGAAAUGGUUUUCACUCGUCAUCUGCGAGUCAUGUUGCGAACACUUCUAGCCUUGGCGUUCAUCCUGCUCUUGCAUCUACUGAUGCUGAAGAGGCGCAGUUCCAGACUCCAGGACCUCGUCUCCAGCAGUAUCAGAAUCCCUAUUACGGGGUCCUAGCGUCUGGUGGUCCUCCAGGAGGUCGUGGUCCUCCCGGUGCUGUUCCGCGAAAUGGAAAAACUCCACCACCAUUUCAAUUACUCCGCACGACUGGAGCUGAUCUCAACAACACUGGACAACUAGGCCUCGGGAAUGUAGUGGAUUUGAAUUUCUUGCGAGAUUCAUUGAGUAGAUGAGAAUGAAGCUAGGGAGGUUUGGUUGUAGUCAGUUGAUCAAUCUAAAUCUCUGUUUCUAUGACAAUGACGUGACUCUGUAUGAUAACACUGUUGCUAGUACAGCUACUUAGUUCGACGUUGUAGAAAGUUAAACAUGUUGAGCAUGACAAAGACGACUUGAACAUGACAGCUCCACGGCCGCCCCUCGUGGUACACUUGUGGACUUGUAUCGUCCCGCUGGUAGUCGAGGAGUACUACUAGGGAUGCCAAUCAAUCAAAAGACGAUCACGCUGCAUUAACUACUAAGUAGAGAAUUUUUGUAAAGACAGUUGGAUGAAAAGUAAAUGAACAAGGACAAUGCAAGUACGAAUUGGAAUGUAGAUAAGUACAUCGAGUACGAAGUUGUACGUAGUACAAGUACAACUACAUCAAGUGAAUAGUCCAAGGCGAGUCUACCUGUAAAAUCGUAGUGGAAAGAAUAAAACAUAAAGUGGAAUCGUAGCGAACGCACACAUCUAGAACAUUUAGUGAUUAUUUCAACGCAGUAGUUUAUUUAUAUUUUCGUAACUCUUCUUCAGCAUCAGCAUUAUGGCUGAAUUGGAAGUAGUUCUUCACCAAAACCGUAAAAUUCCAAAUUGUAUGAAAUUCUGGACAUGCACAUGCAGCAUAUAAUGAUUAUGUUGCACAGGAAGGCCAAGGCUUGCGCUUGUUGUACAAUGUACAUGAUUUUUGAAGUUUAGAACAGCAAUUGCGAUGAAGUAGAAAAAUGCCAUGCAACUCUUUGUGGAGGAAGCGACGCAUGUGAAAAAUGCAAGAACUACAAUAAAAUGUAGUUGCAACACGACGACAAAAAAAGCAUGCUUUUUCCGUUCAUCUUGUCGAGUAAUCUACAAAAA